AUGGCUACAGCAACGGCGGCACACAUACGUUUCGAGAGUUUCGAUCCGGAAAAGGAGGAAUGGACGUAUUACAUACAGCGUUUCGAGGUAGAAUUAACAUUACACGGGCUCAACACAGCCAGCAAAGCAGAAGAAAAAAGAAACCAGUUCCUGGCUAAGGUAGGAUCGAUCUCAUUUAAGAUUUUAGUGGAUCAUUUUAAACCGAACAGCGUCGUGUCGAAAUCUUAUGACGAGUUAAAAGCGGUUUUAGACAAACAUUACAAACGUCAAACAUAUGUUCUUUCGGAACGGGUAGCAUUUUCUAUGCGCUGCAGGCAAGAAAACGAAUCGGUAACACAGUUUUUGUCAGUUUUACGAGGUUUGGCGGGAAGUUGCGAAUUCGGAGAAAACCUUAACGAGCGCCUACGUGACCAGCUUGUAAUCGGCAUUAACCAACCUGCAUGGCAGCAAGAAAUAAUCUUAAAAUACACGACAAACGCAGCAAAGUUGUCCGAGGUGGAAACCUAUGCAAUACAACUUGAGCAAGCAAGUAUCCACGGGCGGAAAUUAUCCGAAAUGACGCUUUUUAAACAUCCUGAAUCGGCAACAGCAUUUCGGGUUAAACAAGUAGAAAGUCGUUCUUUUCCUAAACCUAGUACUAGUAAGGAUGAGAAUAGGGUCGUGUUACGGUUGGACAUAGAAAAACAUUGCAUAUUUUGCGGUUAUGACGUGCAUAAAAACACGGCGACGUGCGCGGCUAGGGACAAGACUUGUGCGGCGUGCAGUAAGCGGGGACAUUUUGCGCGUGCGUGUAUUUCGUCGGGUCGAGCAAAGCUGAUAAACAAACAGCGAAGCGGCGGUGUUCGGCACGUUCGCGUUCAGGACAGAGACAGACGACAGUCAAACGAGAGUAGUGACGAAGAACAUUUUAGCGCGGAUUCGAAUAUUUCGGCAAUUCGCGCGGUACGCGGAAAAAAAGCAUUCCUCGAUGUAAAACUUAACGAACUUGACGUUGCGAUGUUGUAUGAUCCAGGGGCGGAGCAAUCAGUAGCUGGAAGAAGUAUCUGGGAGAAGUUGGGAAAGCCGAAACUUAAACCGACGCUCGACCUGGUGGUUUAUUCACAUUUACCUAUUGACAGGUUGGGUACAGCGCACGUACGCGUAGCAGCAUUUGGAACAAUUCAAACUUUGCCUUUGACUUUCGUAAACAGUAAUGAUGUUCCGCUUUUUGGGUUUGAUUGGUGUCUAGCGUUUGGGCUUCCCCUACCUCCUGGAGCGCGCGUCUGUUCAGUAAAGGGGGGGGAGCGCGAGGAAUGGCUAGGGCCAUCAGGACACACGGAGCACCCGGAGCAAUUGCAGCUUGAGCGGCUUCUGUCCCAGUAUGGGGGACUUUUCGAAAACAGAAUAGGCACUAUUAGGGGACCGUCAGCACGGAUACACAUUUCUGAGGAUGUGCGUCCAAAAGCAUUCAGAGCGAGGCCCGUACCCAUUGCGCUGCGGGAACAGGUAAACGCAGAGAUCGAGAGGCUGGUAAAUGAGGGAGUUUUAGAGUUGGUUGACACCACAAUAACUUCGAUUAGCUGGGCCUCACCUAUUGUAGUGGUUGUGAAGUCAAAUGGCGCCGUGCGCCUUUGCGGAGAUUUUAACGUGACGAUCAAUCCCUACGUACAAGUUGACGACUAUCCGCUACCUACUUUCGAAGAGAUAACCGCUAAACUUUGCGGGGGUCGUAAAUUUUCGAAAAUUGAUUUGAAGGACGCAUACCUACAACUCCAGGUGCACCCUGACUCCAGAAAAUACCUUGUGGUCGCUACUCACAAAGGGUAUUACGCUUACAAGAAGUUGCCGUUUGGAGUAUCGUUUGCACCUGCGCUUUUCCAACGCACAAUGGACCAACUGCUCUCUGGGAUUGAGGGAGUUGUCUGCUAUUUGGACGACAUUCUGGUAACCGCACCUACACCAGAACUACAUCUUCAACGUCUGAAACAAGUAUUAGAGCGCUUAGAGGCAGUCGGCAUCAAGACAGAGCGUCGAAAGUGCGCAUGGUUCCAGAGCAGUAUCACAUAUCUAGGGCAUGUGAUUGAUCGUUUUGGCAUACAUCCGAUAGCCGACAAGAUUGAAGCAAUACAAGGGAUGCCAGCCCCGCAAAAUACCACAGAGUUAAGAUCAUUUUUGGGAUCCAUCACAUACUAUGGUCGUUUUAUACCAAACUUACAUGCGGAGUGUGCACUACUACACCGGCUAUUAAGGAAAAACGUAAGAUGGGAUUGGACUGAAGAGGACAACAAGGUUUUUUUACGUUUAAAGACGAUUUUGUGUUCAAACGACACCUUGGUGCAUUAUGAUCCAAAGCUCCCUAUCUAUGUCUGCACCGAUGCCUCUAACAGAGGCGCGGGGGCGGUGCUUUCACACAAAUUCACAGAUGGAACCUUACGCCCUAUCGCGUACGCAUCACGCACGUGGACGGACACGGAAGGGCGUUACAGCACCAUUGACAAAGAAGCCCUGGCCAUUAUUUUCGCAGUGUCUAAAUUCAACAGUUCCCUCUAUGGCCGCCAUUUUUUCCUGGUAACGGACCACAAGCCGUUGCAAUACAUUUUUAGUGAAAACCGGACCACACCGAAGAUUGCUAGCAAUCGGCUACUCCGUUGGGCCACGAUCCUGAAUAGCUACAACUACACUAUACAGUACCAGUGUGGCAAAGAAAACGCACCUGCAGACGCCCUGUCGCGUUUACCGAUAGCCAUGACAUCGCGGUCCGCUGAGGAAGAGGCAGGAGAGCCUAAAAGAAGUCAGCUUCUACAUCUCAGACUUCAUCAUUUGUGCGUGACCAGAAAGACUUUAAAAAGCGGCACCUCGGCUGAUCCCGUGCUGAGAAAAGUUUGCGACUACACAAACGGCAGAUGGCCGGAGAAGAAACAUUUGGCAGCGGAAUUGAUUCCGUACUUCGAGAAGCGGGAGGAGCUAUCUGUGGAAGAGGGGAUUCUUUUGUGGAAGGGUCGUAUUUGCGUGCCGGCCGGCCUCCAAUCGGAAAUCUUAAAAAUGCUACACGACGGUCACCCGGGCGUCAGUGUUAUGCAGUCCCUGGCACGCCUGCAUGUUUAUUGGCCCAGGAUCGAUACUGCGAUAGAGGACUUUGUGCGAAAAUGCUAUCCAUGCCAACGAGCGAAAAGAAACGAACAAUACUUACCUCUGUUUCCGUGGGCACCACCGGCGGAAGCCUGGAGUCGCGUACACAUCGAUUUUGCCGGGCCGUUCCAAAACAAGUGGUGGCUCAUUGUAGUCGACGCCUACAGCAGGUGGUUGGAGGUUGUUCCUAUGUCGACCACUACCUCCGAGCGUACAAUCACAGCACUUAUGGAAGUUUUUAGUCGAGUGGGAUCACACAUAUUAGGGUCACACCCUACCAUCCGAAGUCAAACGGGUUAG
Molecule: messenger RNA, 3408 nt
Organism: Photinus pyralis (common eastern firefly)
Lineage: Eukaryota; Metazoa; Arthropoda; Insecta; Coleoptera; Lampyridae
Exons: 2
Coding region: 1-3408 (1135 amino acids)
Biological process (GO): DNA integration
Molecular function (GO): nucleic acid binding
Source: RefSeq, a predicted model, not a curated record